This is a messenger RNA of Trichoplax adhaerens, 1554 nucleotides long. RefSeq lists its product as uncharacterized. Lineage: Eukaryota; Metazoa; Placozoa; Uniplacotomia; Trichoplacea; Trichoplacidae. Gene Ontology annotation, molecular function: calcium ion binding; protein binding. Bases 1 to 1554 code for a protein of 517 amino acids. The record is from RefSeq and is a predicted model, not a curated record. The transcript has 11 exons.
AUGUCGGCGAAAUCUUCACUACAUAGCUUUCGCACUACACAUUUACAAAUAUCAAAUGAAGAAGAUAGCCCGUCUGGUCGGCAAUCAAAAAAUUUUAAUGAAUCCACGGAUGACGAACACGAUGUUGAAGCCCAUCUUGCUGUAGAAGAUGAUGACGAUUCACUUGAUAUCGAUGAUUCUGGAUGGGAAACUGAUUUAGAAGUAGAAGAAUCGAAAGGCAAUUAUGAUGAUACAGGGAGAAAAACUUAUAUUGAAGCAUGCCGUCUAAUGAAAGUGACGCCAGUCUCCUUCUUUAGUAGAAAUUUACACUUGACAGAAGUUGAUCUAAAGCAUCAUGGCUUAGGUGCUGCAGGAGCAAAGGCGAUAGCCAUAACUCUAGUGUCUAACACUAGUAUACUUAAAGUUAAUCUCGCCGACAAUUGGAUUGGAGAUGAAGGUGGUUGUGCAAUUGCUGAGAUGAUGAAAGAAAACUGCUACUUAACACAUUUAAAUAUGGCUGGUAACCGUUUAAGUUAUAAAAGUGGAUUAGCUAUAGCAGAAAUGUUACAACAAAAUGCGACUUUAUUAGACCUUAACAUAAGCAACAACGAAUUCGAUCUGCAACUUGCUUCAGAGUUUGCUGAUGCAUUCAGGGCGAAUACAAGAUUAAUCACAUUCAAUCUAAGUAAAAACAAAUUUGAUGAAAAGGCUGGAACAACUUUAGGGCCUGCUAUUGGUUUUAAUUCUUCAAUUGAAAAUCUUGAUCUAAGUUGGAACGCAUUUCGUAGAACGGGCGCUAUUGCUAUUGCAAAUAAUGUAUCACUGAAGAAGUUGGAUUUAUCGUGGAAUGGAUUUGCAGACGAAGGUGCAAUUGCUAUGGGUGAUGCCUUGAAACACAAUAACGUGUUGCUAGAACUCGAUCUAAGCAAUAAUCGAAUCUUCACACCGGGUAUAGUAGGACUUGCAGAAGGAUUAGCCGUAAAUGAGACUUUAGAAAUACUAAAAAAUGUUCAAGUCGAUGAGCACUGCGAAGAAGUAAUGAAAAGCAUGAAAGAAACUCAUCCAGAUCUUAAAUUUAUCUAUGGCGGUGGUGGUGCGCAGUUAGGAAGAAAAGGCCAACCUAAACGACGCCCUAUGCAAAUACUUCGUGAAUAUAUUACAGAUCAGAAGAUGAGAUUAAUCGAUUUCUUUUUUGCACUCGAUAAAGAUAAAAGUAUGAGUAUUACAAGAGACGAAUUUAGAACUGGAAUUAGGAGAACAAAUGUGCCAUUACGAGAAGAAGAACUUGAGCAAUUAUUAGAUGAAUUGGAUAAGGAUGGUGAUGGAGAAAUUAACUUUAGUGAAUUAGUACUGGGAGCAAAUACUGCAAAGGAAGGAGAUCGCUUUCAACAAAAGGCAGAAAAUUUAAAGCAAAAGGUACAAGAAGAUAAAAUUAGAAAUAUCCUAUCGCCUCCAGAUCGAGGUCGUAGUGAUAGGUCAGGUUCAGUUUCUAAACGAUUAUCAUCGCAUUCUCGUUCUCGCUCUCGUUCUCGUUCACCAGCCAUACGAUCGCCUUCGCCUACAUCCAAUUCUUAA